AUGGACGGGCGCGGUUCUGCGGCUGCUGCGGCUGCUGCACCGGACCAACCCCGACCGCCGCGGGCCACCGCCCCGCAGAGGCUGCUCAGCGCCCCGUCCGCGGCCCCGCGGCUCUGCGUGAGGCCCUGGUGGUUCCCCGCGAGGGAUCUGAGCGAGCCUCUGCUGCUCUACCUGGAGACCUGGCUGGUCGACGCCAUCUUCGGCCCAGACCGGAUGGUAAUCCCAGAAAUGGAGUGGCUGAGUCAGGCCUUGCUGAGGGUGGACACGGUGGACACCGGGAACCUGGCCGAAAUCACCAUCUUUGGACGGCCGCGGGAACAGAAUCGCGUGAAGAACAUUCUCUUGAACCUGGCGUCAUGGCACAAAGAGCACCGAGUCCAGCGAGCUAAGAAGAUGGAACAACUUGAGGAGUUCUUGAAGGUUCAUUCCUCAAUUCAGCCCCUCCUGGCGCCUGUUGAAAAGGGAGUCCUAGUCAGGAGCACGGUGAGGGUCAGCUCUGCUUCUGCCCCUGGAGUUGAAAAGGAACAAGUCUUCUGA
This is a messenger RNA of Nannospalax galili (Upper Galilee mountains blind mole rat), 537 nucleotides long. It is a transcript of the gene Ooep, whose product is annotated as oocyte expressed protein. Lineage: Eukaryota; Metazoa; Chordata; Mammalia; Rodentia; Spalacidae. Gene Ontology annotation, molecular function: RNA binding. Bases 1 to 537 code for a protein of 178 amino acids. The transcript is spliced from 3 exons. The record is from RefSeq and is a predicted model, not a curated record. Gene Ontology annotation, biological process: embryonic pattern specification; establishment or maintenance of apical/basal cell polarity. Gene Ontology annotation, cellular component: protein-containing complex; apical cortex.